Molecule: messenger RNA, 1014 nt
Organism: Camellia sinensis
Lineage: Eukaryota; Viridiplantae; Streptophyta; Magnoliopsida; Ericales; Theaceae
Source: RefSeq, a predicted model, not a curated record
UUUUUUGUGUUUUUUCGAAAGAAACAGUUUGGAACCGUUACGUAACGGCGCGUAACAGGCCGUUACGGCAUCGUUACGACUGCUACGGUAGCCGCUACAGCCGACACACCUGUGAAUCUCAAUCACACUGCAAAAGCGGCCGUAACGAGUGGCGGUAACUGCCAAAACCGUUACGUAACGGCGUUACGUAACAGUUGCGGCCACUUUUUAAAACCUUGGUCGCAAGGUCUCUGUGUGGAGCUUGGUUUUCUCGCACUGAGUAUUAAUCGAGAGUACCACUGGUGUUCUCCCACUUAGUGGUCUAAUAUUCUGGUUAUUUUGUUUUCGCCCAUCAGUUCUCAAUUUAUUACACUUAAAUCUCCUUUAAAUUUCUUGUUAUUAUCCUUCGACCCCUAAUUGGCCAUUUUGUUCUGUUUUGGGUUUACUACAAUUUAACCCCUCAGAUUUUGAGUAUUACACUUGAAUCGCUGGUUUGGCUAUUUUGUUUGAUUGAACUUGAACCUCUCAGUUUUCUGAUUAUUAUGUCUUUGGCUUCUGAUGAGUGUGCUUUCUGCCAUCAGAAAGGCCAUUGGAAGUAUCAUUGUCCUAAGAAGGGAUGUUUGUCUUCUUCGCCUAUGUCUGCCUCGUCUUCUCAGCAGUUUCCGAUCAAGUUUUGUGCUUCUCCUCUAAGUACCGUUCAACCUCCCGCUAGUUCUACUGCAUCUGCUCUGGCUCCUGAUCCUGAUUUGGCUUCCUUGACUGCUCGGAUUAGGCAGCUUCAACAUACAUUGUCUACCUCUCAGCCAUUCCUAUCUGCCUUCAUUGUUUCCUCUCUUCAUUCAGGUUUAUUUGGGUCUUCUUCAGGAUCGGAUGUUUAAACAGUAGAUUGGGACCAGCCGUAGAGUUAGAGACCUCUAUGUGGUGGAGAGCUUGCAUCUGCCGAUGGCAACCUCUCCGAUUGCCUUUUUUUCUUUUCAGUUAGAUUCUCUGUCUAGUCCUUCCUACUUGUGGCAUUCUAGAUUAGGACAUUUGUCU